CCAAGUGAACGACUAACAAGUCAAGCCAAGUAAAUGUUGUCAGGAAUUGGACCAUUUCUUCAACCACUAAUAUUCAUGUCUUUGUUGUGUUUCUUUAUCAUUUUUUAAGUUGCAGGCAGAAGAGAGAGAGGAAGAGGAAGGGGGAGAUCUUUCUCUUUUCUCUCUGUUUAUGAAAAACACCACUUGAACUUGCAAAAUAAAAAAACUAGAAAUGGAAGUCAAAGACUCUAAAAAUGAAAUUGAGAGGAGCAAAGUUGGAAUCAUGAGAGCUCUUGUUGAAAGAGAAGAUCCCUCUGCUAAGGAAGUUGAUGAUUUGAUGAUUCGGAGAUUUCUGCGAGCUCGUGAUUUGGAUAUUGAGAAGGCUUCUACCUUGUUUUUGAAGUGCCUGAGCUGGAAGCGGGCAUUUGUUCCUAAUGGCUUUAUAUCGGAAUCUGAGGUUACAACUCAACUCUCCCAUAAAAAGUUCUGUAUGCAAGGUCAUGAUAAGAAGGGACGCCCUAUAGUCGUAGGCUUUGGUGGCAGACACAAACCUGAUGAAGGGAGUAUAGAGGAAUUCAAGCGUUUUGUUGUCUACUGUCUGGAAAGAAUAUGUGCCAAAAUGCCACAGGGGCAGGAAAAGUUUGUGGCCAUUGGGGAUCUUGAUGGAUGGGGAUAUGCCUGCAGUGACAUUAGGGGAUACUUGGCUUGCUUAUCAAUCUUGCAGGAUUGCUAUCCAGAGAGACUAGGCAAAUUAUAUAUAGUACACGCGCCUUACAUAUUCAUGACUGUGUGGAAGGUUGUUUACCCAUUUAUCGACAAAAACACCAAAAAGAAGAUAGUAUUUGUUGAGAAGAAAAAAAUGAAGUCCACUCUGCUUGAAGACAUUGAUGAGAGCCAGCUUCCUGAUAUAUAUGGAGGCAAACUGCCAUUAGUCUAUAUACAAGACGGCUAAUUUGGUGACACCACAUCUUGAGAAGUUUUUAUGGCUACUCAAUAAUUUGAUGCUUACAUGACAUUAUAAUAAAAGUUCAAAUAAGAAUUCUGUUUGACAUUGUACUAAUAUCGCCUUCAAAUUUUGAUUAGGGAUCAAGAUUGUGCACUCGUAUGUCUUCUUUUUACUCAUUUUAACAUACUAUGUUAUCAUAUUGAUAUUACAUAUGUCAAAUUCUGAUGGGAGUAAUGCCAUUUCUAC
Messenger RNA from Mangifera indica (mango), 1171 nucleotides. Its product is annotated as phosphatidylinositol transfer protein 3-like. The record is from RefSeq and is a predicted model, not a curated record. Bases 212 to 931 code for a protein of 239 amino acids. The transcript is spliced from 6 exons. Lineage: Eukaryota; Viridiplantae; Streptophyta; Magnoliopsida; Sapindales; Anacardiaceae.